AUGGGUGCGAAGGACAAGAUGCAUGCUGCAGGAGGCAGCACAAGCUUGAUUGGAGACAACAUGGGACAGAUACUUAUGGUGAUGUUCGGAGCAUAUGUUGCAGUCGCACAUCGCUGGUGCCGGCAGAACCUUCUGCUGGCGACACUUGUGCCACUGUUGGUGGCUGCGCUGACAGCUUCUUCGCUGGCAUUCUUUCGGAGCGCGAAAAGAUGGCAUCCUUCAUCGAAACCGGAGGACGUGACAACAGAGUGCCUCCAGGCCGACGAAGCCAAGGAGAUGGCAGAAAAGGAAGAUGAGGAAGACGUUGACCCAAUCUGGAUGGCGGAUUGGACAAAUCGCGAGGAGAGGGAAGAGGUGGCAAGAAAGCUUCAAGAAGCAGAGCCUCCUCGCAAGGCUGAGGUGUUCGACCUCAAUGACACGCCAACAUGGCUAGCGCAGAUGCAGAAGCGCCGCGAGCAAGCGCAGCGGGCUGGAAAAGAUAAGCUUGUGCAGAAGCUCGAUAAAGAGAUCGACCAAGCGCUGAGCAAGUCGCUCACAGCGAAAGGCCCCGGGCUUCGGGCAGGCCGUGAGGCAGAGGAAAUGCACCACGAGGAGGACGUUUGGAGCAUGGAUUGGUCCAAUUGGAGAGAUGAAUAUCCCGUCAUGUGGAUAGGACUGUUGCGCGAGGCCGUGCGCUCCUCCUGCCUAGGCCCCUCUGCGCCCCACAAGAGGUCGAGUGCCGAGUCGACACCAAGAUCCUGUCCGACACCGACUCUAUCUUGGCCAUCUGCCCCAAGUCCGACGCAGAACUAUUUGAGCGCCUUCGGGCUGCCAAGUCCAAUGGAGCUGGAAGAACAGUACUCUGAGCUCUGCUUUCCCGCAGGCCUUUGUUCCCAGGCCGUGCCUACAAUCGCCUGCAAGCUUCGUCAGUGUGCCAUGCUUUGCAUGUGCAUCUCCAGGGGAACCUUUGAAACGAUGGAGGUUCACUCGGGAUCACUCGGGUCCUUGGAGGCCUUGGAGGCCCUGAUUUUCUCGGAGUGCUCGGAGCGACAGACCAGGCUGCAAAGAGCUUCAGAGCAGCUCCGACACCUGCGGCGCCUGGAGCGCGUAGCCUUGGCCGGUGCUGAUGUCCGGCGCUUGGCGCAGCUCCGUCAGCUUCAGCAGGAGCUCCUAGAAUUUGCCGAUCUUCGAUCUUUGCGGCCCCUGCGAUCUCGGUCUGGCGACGAUGAUGGUAUCCCCUCCGAAAAAGCUGAGAAGAGUGUGGCGUCCUUACUCCGGGAUGUGCGCCACUGGCACGCAGAAUUGAGACGGCUAGAGCAGCUCGAAGCCUUUCAGCUUGAGUCGGAGAGCUCUUGGAGCGGACCCUUGAGCUUGACCGCGGAGAUCUCGGUGCUUCGUCAAGUGUUGGCAGAACAAGAGGAGGGCAGAAAGGCUUGCGAGGAAUGCUUGCGCCUGCGACAUCCAACCAGCUCAGCGGCUUUGCCGUUGGCCGGGACAGCACCAAGCACUUUGAGCGCUUGCAAUGCAAGUGUGGCCGCGGGAAUUCGCUUGGCGACCGGUGCUGCGCGCGCCCAGCUCCCCAAAAUCCUUGGAAUCUACUCCCAGACAGUGCUUCGGCGAGCAUGCACAUUGCCCACUGCACCGGAACACAUCUUGGAACCCGAAGAGGAGCUCGUCCCUAAUUUGCCGCUGGACCGAACGAUCUCGGAGCCUCAUAAUUUGGAGCGUGUGCUAUUGGAUGCUCCAGACACGCCGCACAGGGCCAAGGUCGCUGAAUCAAGCGGACCAGGGCUCUCAAACACCAGUCCGGAUAAGCCCGAAGAGAAGAACCUCCGACGCCGGCUCCGAUUAGCCAGCGACAUCGUGGCAGAGACCGACUACGAUUGUGGUACUUCCAAUCGCAACGAUUGCGGCCUGCAGGUGUCGCCAGCCGGAAAGCAUUUCGGAGCCCAGCUCUGGAAGCCAAGCGCUUGCAGCCAAGCACUGCAGGAGUUGCCGCACCUCAGUCUGAGCUUAACUGCCCAAGCUGCCGUGGGUCACGUUUCUCGGUGUAUGAGCUGCGCAUGA
Molecule: messenger RNA, 2046 nt
Organism: Symbiodinium sp. CCMP2456
Lineage: Eukaryota; Dinophyceae; Suessiales; Symbiodiniaceae
Source: the annotation of a GenBank genome assembly